This is a messenger RNA of Phanerochaete carnosa HHB-10118-sp, 462 nucleotides long. RefSeq lists its product as uncharacterized. NCBI's taxonomy places the organism in Eukaryota, Fungi, Basidiomycota, Agaricomycetes, Polyporales, Phanerochaetaceae. The annotation marks the transcript as partial. The transcript is spliced from 3 exons. The record is from RefSeq and is a predicted model, not a curated record.
UACAGAUCGCAUAUCCAGGAGGAGAUCAAGCGCGAGCUCGCGCGGCAGGUCCGGCAGCAAGUGGACCUGCAGCUCCGGGAACACAUACCCGUGACGCUCCAGGAGCAAGCGCAAGAGAGCAAGCGGCAGCUGGUGGAAGUCAAGCAUGCGCUCAUGAAUUCCGAGGCGCGACGCACGAACUCGAUCCUGCGCACCGACAACUUGCAGGACCAGCUCGCAGUCGUGCUCAAGCCGGACGGCACGAAGAGCAACGUGUACCCGCAUAACCUUCACUCGCUAUUUGCUUACGAUGAUGAUAUGCUCAAGUUACUUCUGCGUGAUCAUGACCUAACUAUCGCAGACCAAAGGGAGAAAAAUCUAAAUAGAUUUAUGGCACACAUCGGUGAGUGCAACAAUUACAUCCGAGCAACGACACUCAGCGUAAAAUACAGGGGUCGGUUUCCGCCUCGUGCCCAUCCCUAG